Molecule: messenger RNA, 4245 nt
Organism: Erythranthe guttata (spotted monkey flower)
Lineage: Eukaryota; Viridiplantae; Streptophyta; Magnoliopsida; Lamiales; Phrymaceae
Source: RefSeq, a predicted model, not a curated record
AUGGUCUGGAAAUUAAGGAAAGGCAAUGAAGAAAUUCCUCCAGCACGAUUUGCUCCAGAAUAUGUGAAUUUUGCUGAUGAUGAAAGAGUCACUGAAAUUUAUGUUCAGCAUGAAUCUUCUGUACAAUUGAGUGCAAAUGAAUCUGAUAUAGAUACUGGGAAUGAACCUGUUGGGGGUACUGAGAAUGAGCAUGUUGGGGGUACUGGGAAUGAACCAUUAGAUUUGAGUGAUGGUUUAAUUGAUAUGAAUGAUAGUGAUGGUAGUGAUGGCCAAUCAGUUGGGGAGGAUUCUGAUCACUCUGAUUUUCUAGCUGAUAGUGAUUUUUAUGAUUCUGAUGAUGAUAUCCAGUAUGAUGACAAUGUAGACUUUGAUGUAGAAUGGGGAGGAAAUGAAGCUACAUUCCAGAUCAAGAGUCUUAAUGCAGUUCAUGAGUGCAAUAGGAAAGAGAGGGUCACUUGUGCAACAUCUAGGUGGGUAGCCAACAAAUAUAAGGAUAAGUUAGCCUCAGAUCCUAAAUGGCCUGUUGAUUCCGUGAUGUCUAUUGUGCAGAAAUACUGUAAGCUUUUGUUCAGUAGGCAUCAAAUGUACAGGGCAAAGAAAAAAGCCACUGAGUUGAACACUGGCUCAAGUGUUGAACAAUAUGGCUUAAUGUGGAGGUAUGCUGCAGAAGUGGUUAAAACUAAUCCUGGCACCACAAUUAGGAUUAAAACUAAACCUGUUGGGGAUGGGAAUGAAAUGAGAUUUAAAAGAGUUUAUCUGUGUUGGGGGGCUUUAAAGGAAGGGUUUCUGUCAUGGUGUAGGCCUAUUAUCUUUUUGGAGGGAUGCCACUUGAAAACAUCAUAUGGUGGUGUCCUAUUGUGUGCUGCAGGGAUAUAUGCUAACAAUGGUAUUUAUCCAUUAGCAUAUGCAGUAGUUGAAAAGGAGAAAAAAGAUAGUUGGUUGUGGUUUAUUGAAUUGUUGAAAACAGACUUGAACAUUGAGAAUAGUGGUUUGUGGACUGUGAUGAGUGAUAAACAGAAGGGGCUCAUUGAUGCUGUAGAGUUGUUGCUGCCUUUUUCAGAGCACAUAUUUUGUGUGAUGCACUUAUACAGUAACUUUAAGUUGUCACAUAGAGGCUUAGCUCUAAAAAAUAUUUUGUGGAAAGCUGCCAGAGCUUCUAGGAUUGUGGAUUUUGAAAGGGUGAUGAGGGAACUGGGUGAGAAGGACAAAUCAGCCUUCAAAUGGCUUGCUAAGAGGCCUGCAGCACAUUGGUCUAGGUCUUAUUUCAACACAAACUCCAAGUGUGAUGUGUUACUGAACAACAUGUGUGAAAGUUUUAAUGCAAUGAUUGGAAGGGCUAGGAGUUUACCUAUCAUUGACAUGCUGGAAGCUAUCAGAAUGAUCUUAAUGAAGAGGAUUCAUCUGAAAAGAGACACGAUGGCCAAAUACAGUGGUGAUAUUUGUCCUAACAUUCAGAGGCAGUUAGAUGAUUUGAAGAAGAAGUCUAUGGACUACAUAGCUCAUUGGAAUGGCAAGGAUCAGUUUGAGGUGGAGAGCUGUUAUAGGGAGAAGUUCAAAGUCCACCUUGGGGAUAAUAGCUGCAGCUGUAGAAGAUGGCAACUAACUGGAAUCCCAUGUGCACAUGCUAUUUCAAGCAUGUAUUGCAUGGGAUACACACCUGAGGAUUAUGUUGAAGGCUGGUACAAGAAAGACAAAUACAUGGCAAUCUACAGUCACUUGAUGAAUGCUAUGGAGGGUAAUGAGUCUUGGCUUAAUUCUGGCAAAAGUAAACUACUUCCUCCAGACAUUGAGAGCAUGCCAGGUAGACCACAGAUGCACAAUAGAAGAAAACAGCCAGGUGAAGGGUCCAGGGAUAUACCAGCUCUUGUUUGCAAGAACAUAACAACAAUUGGAAAGUUGGGGAGGCAAGGAGUGAUAAUGACUUGCAGUUUGUGUCACCAGAAGAAACAUAAUGCAAGAGGUUGUUCAUUAAGGCAACCAAGUGAGCAAGGCACCACUAGUGGUGCUGCAAAUAACAAAAGAAAGAGGAAGCAAUCAAAGAAGGGCAAGGAAAAAAUACCCAAUCAAGUGUCUGAAACACCAGUGAUGGAUGAUGAUACCUUGAGCCAGGAAAUUGAGGCUGUAUAUCAGAGCUUGAUUAAUGAAGCUGAAGAAACUUCAAAACAAACUGAUGAGACUGUGAGUAAAAGACAGAAAUUACCAGUUAGGAAAGGGAAGAAAAAAAGCAUUCCAGAAGAGGUGGUUCCAAAAUCAAAAAAGAGCAAAGAACCUAUGGUGGUUGAGCAACUGAAGGUUCCAAGAACAUGGAAGGGCAAAGAACCUAUGGUGGCCAGUCAAACUUCAAGAGUGCCAAGAACACCUAGUAGCCAGCUAUCACAAACAACUUGUUCAAAAUUGAUGGCUACCAAUAUCGAUAUAUGGCAGCCAGUUUCAAGAAGCAGCCCCGAUAAAUUCGAUUUCCUUGAGAAUCAGGAGUUGGAAAAGUUUCUUGCAAAGUCGGGAGUAUUUGAAAGUCGAGAAGCAUCUUCUAAAAGAGAGGAAGUUCUUGGUAGAUUGGAUCAGAUUGUGAAGACGUGGGUCAAGAACCUCAGUCGUGCGAAAGGUUAUAGUGAAUCAAUAGUUGAUGAGGCGAACGCAAAGCUUUUCACCUUUGGCUCUUACCGACUCGGUGUGCAUGGGCCUGGUGCUGAUAUUGAUACAUUGUGCGUCGGACCACAAUACGCGAGCCGUAGUGUAAGGAAGAUUUCUUCGGCGGACUUCAGAAAGAUGCUGUCAGAGAUGCCUGAAGUAGAAGAGCUGCAUCCUAUAACCGAGGCUUAUGUUCCGGUGAUGAAAUUCAAGUUUAACGGUGUUUCCAUCGAUCUACUAUACGCAAAUGUGUCCCUCUCCUGUAUUCCUGAAGACUUGGAUAUUUCACAAGAUUCUAUACUGCAAAACGUGGAUCCAAAGACUGUUCGUAGUCUCAAUGGCUGUAGAGUCACUGACCUAAUAUUGCGCCUCGUGCCAAAUGUUAAGACAUUUUGUACUACCCUAAAAUGCAUGAGGUUGUGGGCGAAGCAACGUGGCAUCUAUUCAAAUGUGUCCGGAUUCCUAGGUGGUAUUAAUUUGGCAUUGCUCGUCGCCCGGGUUUGCCAGAUGUAUCCAAAUGCUAUGCCUAGCAUGUUGGUCACUCGUUUCUUUAGAGUGUACGAUCAAUGGCGGUGGCCACUUCCUGUUAUGUUGUGCCCAGUUGAAGAAAAAUCUUUAGGAUUUCGGAUUUGGGACCCUCGGACGAAUUGCAUGGAUAAAUUACAUCGCAUGCCAAUAAUAACUCCGGCAUAUCCGUCCAUGAACUCUAGCUACAACGUUUCAGCUAGUACAUUGCAAUUCAUGGUACAAGAGUUUCACAGGGGGAAUGAAAUAUGUAAGGCCAUAGAAGUAAGCAAGGGUAGCUGCUGGGAUUCUUUGUUUGAGCCGUUUGCGUUUUUCGAGGCAUACAGAAAUUAUCUUCAGAUCAACAUAGCGGCAAAGGAUGGGGUUGACUUGUUGAAUUGGAAAGGAUGGGUCGAGUCUAGGAUCCGCUUGCUUACCUUGAAGAUUGAAAGGGACACGAACGGGAUGGUACAAUGUCAUCCACACCCCGGUGAAUUUUCGGAGAAAUCGAAGCCAUUUCAGCACAGCUAUUUCAUGGGCUUACAACGGAAACAACAAGGGAGUGCUAAUCCAAAGGAAAGCCAAUUACAAGUCGAUUUAAGAACAACGGUUGAUGAAUAUAUAAAUUACGACGUAUACAAAUACGCAUCUUGGAAGGAAAACAUGUCGAUUCAAGUGUCAAGGUCAUGCACGACAGAUGCUGCUAUCGAUACCAUCAGCAAGAAGACGAAAAGAAAUGAAAAUACCGUACAUUUAGAUAUUAUCAGUGAGAUUCUUGGCAACUUUGAUUCCUCGCAACUGCUUCUUCUAGAAGGCCUGCGUUCGAAUAGUAGUAGUUCUAAGCCGUUGAUGGUCUUUACUGCAGAGCAAGAUUCGGGAGCUUCGAAAACGGGAAACAGCGGAUGCAACGUUCACAUGCAGCAGGAGCUUGAGCCUCUUGAACUUAUUGAACCAUCGAUCGCUUCUGUGCAUACGCCAACGCAAAAACCACUUAUCAGGUUCAACUUCACGUCUUUAGAAAGAACAAGGACGACAACGAACAUCACAUCAUGCAAGGGAUAUCCGUUACUCACCACAAACGGAUUGGAGAUGCGCACCGUACCGACGGAGUAG